This is a messenger RNA of Oncorhynchus mykiss (rainbow trout), 3729 nucleotides long. RefSeq names its product mannosyl-oligosaccharide glucosidase (gene mogs). Gene Ontology annotation, molecular function: Glc3Man9GlcNAc2 oligosaccharide glucosidase activity. The record is from RefSeq and is a predicted model, not a curated record. Gene Ontology annotation, biological process: oligosaccharide metabolic process; protein N-linked glycosylation. Gene Ontology annotation, cellular component: endoplasmic reticulum membrane. NCBI's taxonomy places the organism in Eukaryota, Metazoa, Chordata, Actinopteri, Salmoniformes, Salmonidae.
UGAACAUUUAGGAUCGCAUAGUCCCAAAUGUCAUUGCAUCAAUAGUUGACUGUACAAUAUGUCCAAAGUAUAUAUUGUACAGAAUGGUUUGCAUGGAUUCAAUGGUGUGACCUCUGGCCAGACAACUCGAGCUGGGGUGUAUCAGUCAGUUGCAACGUUCCGUUUUGCAACAAAGGAGUUUAAUUUGGACUAAUUCGGGUAGGUAUUUCCCCGUUUCGUUUUCUUCCUUUUAAGAAACGUUUUGCAACAAUAGGCGUAAUGAAUAUGCCCCUGGCGUGGGUUGUCAACACUUAUGUACACGUCAGUGUUUCACGAGAGCUGGGGGACCAGGAAGUAGCGCGAAUUAUGUGCAGCUGAUAUUUUGUCCAUUUGAAAGCUGGAAGGAUGGGCAGGCAGAGGAAGAGAGUGGUGACCGGCGAGGCUGACCCCCCUCCCACAAGGAAAGACGAGAAGCCUGCCACCCUACAACGCAAGGAGAAAAAAAAGAAGCUCGACAUUGGCAAAAUCUUCAUCAACAUCUCCAUCGGCCUCUGCAUCUUCAGCCUUAUCUGGUUCUUCUAUGCCCUUUACAUGCGUUCCUCGCUGGCCAAACGGGUGGUAACUUUGCACCACUCGCCGCCUGUCCUCGAUGUCAACAGCACCAGCGCUGAGGUCUCCCCUGAGAGGUUUUGGGGCUCCUACCGACCCCAGGUCUACUUUGGGAUGAAAACCAGGAGCCCAAGAUCUGUUGUCACAGGGAUGAUGUGGAUGCGUCAGUUCUCUGAGGUGGACGUGAACCUCAGGCACACAUGUGAGCAGGGCGACAGGCUGCAGGGCUAUGGCUGGCUGAUGCAUGAUGGCCUUAGCUUUGGUGUGCAGGAGAUCCACGACAGCGACUUUACGCUCACCACAGAGUUUGUCAAGCGGAUGGGCGGUGAGCACGGAGGGGACUGGACCUGGAGGAUCACAGCCAAGCAGCAUAGUUCGGCUCCCCACGCGCCAGUCAUCUCCCUGAUGUUCUACGCUGCUGCCGACACCCAGGGUUACCUGGAGGCCCACGUGGAAGAGAGGAACCGUCUAGGUUCCAUCACUGGGUUCUCAGAGGAGCUGGGGAAUUUCAAGAUCACCUUCCGCAAGCCUGUCGCUGGGGAGUCCUCCAGUGCCAAAUAUGCCAGCUACAACUACCUCCAGACCAUGUCGCCAGGCUUGGAGAGGCUGACGGACAUUGUGAGGAACAGCUUGAACCGCAGAUUCGUCUACAGCCACCCCUCUGGCGAGAAGAGGCAGUACAUUGCGGUGGACACCUACAAGCCCCAGCACCAGCCGAAAUCAGCCGACCCCAGAAAGGAGAGUGACUUUGUCCUGCACCAGGUCACCGUCCAGACGCCCUUCCAGAUUGAGGUCCUGUUCGAGUCUGGUAGCUUCCGCGAUCGUCCCAACCAGCUGUCAGCGGCGGCCAUGACAGAGGAGCUGGAGAAGAGGAAGGCGGCGUUCGACGCCAAGUUCGAGAAGACGUUCGGCCUCCAGGCCAAAGGCUUGGGCCAGGCCCAGGUGAAGUUCAGCAAGGCGGCGCUGAGCAACAUGCUGGGCGGGAUGGGUUACUUCUACGGCCAGUCGGUGGUCCAGUCGGUGUACAAUGAGUACCCGCUGCUCUACCCUGAGGGUGCCCUGUUCACCGCCGUGCCCUCGCGUUCCUUCUUCCCCCGGGGGUUCCUGUGGGACGAAGGCUUCCACCAGCUGCUGCUCAGCAAGUGGGACCCCCAGGUGACGCGGGAGGCCACGGCUCACUGGUUGGACCUGGUCAAUAUGGAGGGAUGGAUUCCCCGGGAGCAGAUCCUUGGUGACGAGGCGCGCAGCAAGGUUCCUGCCGAGUUUGUGGUGCAGCGCAAUGAGAACGCCAACCCUCCCACCCUCUUCUUGGCCCUGCAGAAGCUAGUGGAGCAGCUCCAAGCCAACCCGGACGCAGAGUCCUCACGGCCCACCCUGCCCUUCCUCCGCAGGCUCUACCCCCGGCUCCAGACGUGGUUUGAGUGGUACAACACCACCCAGACAGGCCCGCUGCCCAACUCCUACCGCUGGCGGGGCCGUGACAAGGACACCAACCUCUUCCUCAAUCCCAAGACGCUGACAUCCGGCCUGGAUGACUAUCCGCGGGCCUCGCAUCCAUCAGCUGAGGAGCGCCACGUGGACCUGCACUGCUGGAUGGCCCUGGCGUCAGGCACCAUGGCCAGCGUAGCCCGGCUGCUGGGAGAGCCACACCAGGAGUACGAGCGCACCCACCAGACGCUCAGCGACAACGCACUGCUGGACGAGCUGCACUGGUCAAACCAGCUUCGCUCCUUCAGCGACUAUGGAAACCACACGCAGGCGGUGUCGCUGCAGCAGGAGAAGGUGUACGUGCCCCCAGGGCAGCCGAGGCACCAGUUUCCCGUGGCGCGCCUGGUGCGCUCGGUCCGCCGGGCCCCCAAGCCGCAGUUCGUCAAUGCUUUGGGCUACAUCAGCCUAUUCCCCUUCCUGCUGCACGUCCUAACGCCCGACUCGCCCAAGCUAGAACACAUCUUCAGAGACAUGAGGGACGCGGACAAGCUGUGGACGCCCUACGGCCUGCGCUCUCUGUCCAGGGCCGACCCACUCUACAUGAAACGCAACACGGAGCACGAUGCCCCCUACUGGCGGGGCCCCAUAUGGAUCAACAUUAACUACCUGGCUGUCAGGGCCCUGCACCACUAUGGCAACACUGAGGGGCCAUAUCAGGAGAAGGCGGCCACCCUCUACCAGGAACUCAGAACUAAUAUCAUGAACAAUGUUUACAGACAGUAUGCAGAGACUGGGUAUAUAUGGGAACAGUACAAUGACAGCACGGGCAGUGGGCAAGGGAGCCACCCCUUCACCGGCUGGUCGGCACUAACUGUUUUGAUAAUGGCUGAGCAGUAUUGACACUGAUGCAAAAAAAAUAUAUCUUGCUUUUUGUAAGAUGUUCUCUUAAAAUGUGCCAUUUUUACUCCCUCCAUCUGUCUCCUUAAUGCCAACAGAUGUUAGGUCUAUGAUUUUAAGAUUUUCUUAAAUAAUAUGAUUUUCUCAAAUGAUAACUAGAACUCCAAUGUUCCAAUUCUUCACCUUUGGCUGUCUCAUUGAGUGUUUGUACAAAGCCCAUACCCCAAAGAAUGCAUGAAAGGUUAUUUUUGACUACCCCAAAUACUUCUCAAUGAACUCCCCAAGUGCCGCCUGACUGAGAGAAGUCUGUCUGAUGGCAGAAACCUUUUAAGAACUAUAGUAACAAUAGUAGUAGCGAAAGAAUAGUCUUGACAUAAAUCAUUCAAAUGGUAUCAUAUCAAGACUACCGUAGGAACUAAUGCACUUUUCAAAGUCAAUCAUUCAAGCGUUUUUCUUUUUUUUUGUCUCCGCAGAUGUUUUCUGUUGAACAAAAUAAUACUUGUAUUGAGAAAUAGUGUAUUCAGUCUUAAAAUAUUUGAUCCCUAGGUUAAUUUUGUUUCGGGUUGCUUUGUCCCGUCGUCAUACAAUCUCAUUUAAGCCCGUAUAAAAUUGAGAAAUAAGUUUUGAUGUCGUCAAAUGUUUUGCUGCGAACACAAACGGUUUCCUGUUAAUUUUAUCAAUGCAAAACAAGACGAAGAUGUAUCGUAUCUCCACUGGUAGCAGAUACCCUGAGUGGCACGGAAUAACAUGACUAUCUUCAUUGCGUUGGUUUGUUACAUCUUCAGUGGAAAGAACAAUAAAUAUGUCAAACCCUUA